Molecule: messenger RNA, 4368 nt
Organism: Heterobilharzia americana
Lineage: Eukaryota; Metazoa; Platyhelminthes; Trematoda; Strigeidida; Schistosomatidae
Source: the annotation of a GenBank genome assembly
AUGGUACCGAUUAACUCUGUUAGUGAACCUUAUUUGCGUCUCAUUGAGGCGUGUCUAUGUGAAACUCAUUGUCCAUUGGAACUGAGUGUCCAAUUAAGUAGGCUUGCUGCAUAUAUGGCAGGUUUGGGUGCGGGUAAACAAAAUGAUAUAAAUGGAUCUGUCGCUGGAGAUGAUUUCUCUCCUAUAUCAAACACGCCAUCUGCCUAUGUUAUUUCUUACAUUUUAAAGCUACUUCGAAAAUUAGUUCUCAAAGGAAACCCACAGUAUAGGUCAGGUAUACUUGCACAUCUGUCACGCAUCUUAUCGGACCUGUGCGUACCAACGAACGAUAAAAGUGGACGCUAUAUUAGUAGCGUUUGCUCGUGGUGUGAUCUGUUGCCUAUUAUUUCCAGCAUUAUUUCAAAUCUAAUUCGCUUAGGUGAGUCUCUGGAUCAACCAUUGAAUGUACCACGCUUUGCACAAUUAGUUGGUCUCAUCGCCCGUUGUUUGGUUAGUGCUCUUCCGAAGGCUGGUUCAAAUUAUUACUCUUCACGGUUUUCUGAUCUUGCUGAUAUUCUUGUAGGUUGGAGCGUAGAUUCGUCCGGUAGCUCAAAAGAUGUAAAUGUAGAUACUAUCUAUGAAGAAAUCCACUUCGGUCUUUCAUACUGGUUUCUCACUUCCACCGAAGAAAAAACAGGAGAAUUAAAACAAGUGUUACUGUCAUCGACUAUAAACGAAAAUAUCCGAGAAAUGGUCUCUCAUUUACUGGAAGAUAGCGAAAAUUCUCUAAAUACAGCUAUUUCAGAGUAUACUACUCUGAAUUGUAAGCGUGGUCCUACAGUGUCAGGAAACGCAAAACCUGCAUUAGACCCAAACGCUCAUUUUGUAUCAGUUCAACUUUUUCUCAACGCUUUGUCUAGCAUAUUUGGAGGUAUCUGCAACUAUGCGUUUGCUUCUGGUAAUAUUUGUUUUGAAGAUUUAAUGUCUGAGAGUGUUUCACAAUGGAUUGAACGUCUUCUACGCAUAAGUCAAUCAACAAGUGCCCAUUACGCUUCAUUGCUAAUGCAGAAACAAAAUGCAUCUUGGCAUUCAUCUCAUGCUGCAAUAUCUACUCCUUGUGUUCCGCUUAUUGUCUUGGAUGGGAUUCAGUCUUCAAUUUUUCAACUGUUAAACUGCUUGGUACAGUUUUCUGACUGUUCAAGUGCUGAUAUGCUAGCCGUAAAUAACUGCGCAAUAUCUAGUGUCGAUAGUGGAAGUUUGAUUUUUACCAAUGAUUGUUUAGCAUCUUUACUUGAUCUUGUCUCCACAAUCCUGACAAUCAAAUAUUCAUCAACUGUAGCUCCUGCAGAUCCUUCUUCACUAUUCAUCUAUUUCGAUUCUCAUUCGAAACUGCACCACCUUAAACUGUGUUGUAAAUCAAAUGGUAAAAGAACUAGUACACCAAGUCAAAAAAUCUUCAAAGUACUGUGUUGUUUAUCGUCCUUGAAACCUCUUCAAGGUGCUUUAUGUGAAUUGGCAUUAUCUGAUCUUCGAUUGGCUACAGGAUCACAGCAACAUUCGGAUUUAUCCCUGUCUUCAAAUAGCCGUAGAUCUGAAAUUCUGGGAUUAUUCAGUAUAUCUUUGUUAACCAUUGUGAUGCAAAACAUAUCGUAUGAACUUAAAAAUGAAUUACUUUACCGUUUGGCUGAGAUUAUUCGUACACAUUGUUUGAAGAACUGGGAUAAUCUUUCCACUCGCCUCAGAGCUGUUCUGCUGUCAUUUUUGAAUAAUCCAUCAGUUUUCAAAAUGUUUCAACCUGUUUGCAUCAUGGAUAUGCUGACUAAUUUUCUUUCUAUGAAAAGUGUUUCUUGUGUUGAGGGUUGUAUUCUUCUGAAUUUGAUCGAUUCACUUCUAUCAGACAAUGUCUUGAGAUAUGAUGACCAACUGCAUUUGUUCACUCAUCUUAUAGCGUUGUCGAAACGUACACUUGUUUCAAAAGUUUCACUGGAUUCAACUCAACAAAAUGUGUUUAUUUUGUAUGGAAAUACAAAACUUGCUUGUUAUCUUUUGCAUUUGUCUCAACUCGCUUUGUCUUAUCCAUGCUUACAGGUUCAGAAAGCCGGUAAUGAUUUGUUGUUACUAGUAUCAUCAUUUGCUUCCACCAAAAUCGAAUUCCCAGCAGUACGCUUGUAUUCAGAAUUGCUUUGGUUCACCACCCGUCGACCAGAUUAUUCAUCCACGUCGCUAUUAUCUGUAUCUGAUCCUAGUCAUUCCGAUUCUGAUAAUAACAGUUCAGUGGAUACAUCCACUUCUUUCCCUAGUCUUCCUGCUGUUGCAGGAAUUCUGGGGAUUUUGACAAGAGGAGCUCCUUACACUCAAAAAACAGAAGGCAGUCGACUACAAAUUUUGAAAAACCCAAGUGACUGGAUACGACGCUUGUCGUGCCUAAUAUCUCCACUUCCAUCAGAUCGCAAGUGCAGUUUGUUACUGUUACAGUGCACUAGUUUUGUGCAACCGGUAUUAUGGCAUGCCGCAUGGGCAAUGGUCGAUUAUAAAUUGAAAGUUGCUCCUUGGGCUAAUCCACUUAAAACACUUUUUUCUCUUGAAGGGACUUUGAGAGCGUUCAUACAACCAGUUUAUGCCAGUGAUCCUUCCAACGGAAACUCAUCUAUAGUCUCUUUCCAUGUAGCAUCUUCAGAAGCUCUUUCUCAUCAGACAACCAAUCGACAGCUGAAUCAAAUUCAUUUGCUUAUAAACUUUUUGGAUUAUCUUGAGCGUAUUAUUUUCAAUGCAACCAGUGGUUUCGCGCUCGCAUUACCUCGUCCUGCAGCACCUGCUUCUGUAUUCUUCUCAGCAAAUGAAAAUACUUGUACUCAUUGGUUUAAUAGAAUUCGAAAUCUUCUCGUCCGUAUUUCAAGUGAUUUACCAUUGGUAUGCAGAGCCGGUGUGGGACCUUCUAACGAAGUUUUAUCUACUGCUGUUUAUCAUGCAUAUAGCUUACUCAAAAUUGUUUCUGAUUGCAAAGACUCAAAGGAUUGUGAUACGUGGCUUAAAAAUCUAAAACAGUGCCUGGAAGAACUGAAAGCUUUAGCACAGUGGUUAGAUGACCUCUUUGCCGUAGAACGAAAUCCAUUUUCAUGGCUUCAUGGUAUUUGUUCUUUAACUCGUGGACAUUGGGAUAAAGGCAUUGAAAAAUUAAAUCGUUUUCUGGAUUCUAAUUUGUCCAAGAGCAAGAUCAUUUCUGCAGAGAAUUUGGUUACCAACAACGUCAAUGAGUUUUCUGAUCAAACACUUUCUUUAGUGUAUGUCGCGGAUGUCCUUCUUCAAACUUAUAUUUCCGAAGGUGACUAUCAUAGCGCGCUUAAAUUACGCAAUCGUAUAAAAUCUUGCUUGAAAACAAAAACACUGAAACAAUACUCUGCAUUUCAACUGACAUCAGCACGCCUUGACUGCCUAAAUAAAUUGUCUGAAUGGGCUUCUACAAAUGAUGUUAGAGACAAUCUGACUACAGACACCUCACAACCCUGGUCCCAAAAUUCUCUUCGAACGCAACUGGAUAAUUUGCUGGUGAAUGCUACUUGUUCAAUGCGCAAGAAUUCUGACAGUUUACAUGAUAAUUCAUCGUUUAUGUGCUUUUCUGAGUUAGCUUCCAUAGUAAGACAGAGGUCGGCAAGCGCAACCUUUCUUCCUCCACUGAAUUUGUUCGCUGAUUUUUACGCUCAGUCAAGUUCUGUUUUAAAUGGUGGUCUACUAGAUUGGUUGGUUAAAGCUGAAUUUUUGAUCAAUAAACAAACGUAUGCUUCUUACGAAACAUCAGAUCCUAUAAACUAUUCUUCAUGGCUUCACGUCACUCCAUCCAGUUCGAAAUCCCACUCUGACGCUGAAUUUUCAGCAUGUCAGUGGGCUUGUUUAAAUAACUGCCCAAACCUUGCACAGCGCUUACUUGUUAGAGCAGCAAAAUGCCUUACCCUUUUUGACUGUGAUAUCUCUACAAACAAAGAGCAAAAAUCAUAUUUUGAUGAGCUUUGUAAUCUCGCUUUAUCUGGUUCAGGUGGUAUCAUGUCAAAAUUAUCACAACUGAAUACUUUGCGAUUUUAUAACUAUAUGGCCAAAAUUCUGUGGUUGUCAUGUGAUGAAAGAAGCCAAAAUGAACACCACAAGAAAAUAAAAGCAAUUGCAAUAUUAACAUCUGGUUUAAAGUUGGCAUUAUCUGAAAACGUCAGUUGUGAUGUGAUUGAAACUGCAUCUCAGUGUAAUUUAAAAGCUGAAAUGGCCCUUACCCUUUUCGAAUGGUUAGAAUCACCUUCGAACUCUGGUAAUAUUUCAUGGGCUGAGAGAAUACAUCGUGGUUUUACGCGAUCAGAUGUGUCAGAACAGAAGGUAACUAAACCAACGCACUUCGUUUUUUGA